AUGCCUUACGUCGACAUCGAAUCGUCCUCUGGACCUCUGCAUGUCAGCUACCAUAUUUCUACACCCAGCAAUCCAAGCGCGGAGACAAUCGAUAAAAGCCUUCCUACCCUCAUCUUUUUGCACGGCCUUUAUCUCGGGCAGCAGACUUUUGAAUUUCAAUUUCGAGACAAGCAACUGAGGAGAUUCAAUCUCGUAUCGCUUGAUACUCGCGGACACGGCGACACCAGAGGACCUGUUCCAAAGACCUGGAGUCCCGUAGCAGCAGCAGAAGAUCUCUUCUGUUUCAUGCAAGCGUUGAAUCUCCCACCAUGUCAUUUUGUGUCGAUGUGUAUGCAGACUCUGACAUGUGCGCACCUCAAUACGGCGCAUCCCGACCGGGUGCUUUCCCACUUUCUGAUCUCUCCGGUGCCUGAUGUCGAGGACAAAAACGUCCUCGCUGGAAGACAGGAGAUCUACGACUGUUGGGUUCAGGCAUACGCGAAUCCGGAGAACGUCGACCAACUUGCUGCCGAAGAUUCCAUCUUUGGUGCUCUUCAAUACGCGUUCAACAAUAUCGAAAGUCGGUUCAUCACAGCCCUCGUGAAAUACUCCGUCGCACAAGGCGCAGUCAACUGGAGUGAUUUAGACGAGUGUUGGAACAUAUUCAUCGGCUUUUUCGCAAACAGCACGCGCAUAACGCGCGAACAACUCUGCAAGAACCGGGGAAGCCCCGUCCUGCUCGUACACGGGCAGAUCGACAUCGCCUAUCCGAUCGAACUGGCGCAGGGAGUGGUGAACGCGCUGGUAGAUGCUGGAGUGCAGACAGAGUUCGUGGACGUCCCGAAGGCGACGCACUAUGCUUGUGUCACUGCGCCUAAUGAGAUCAACGAACUAUUGCAUAACUGGAUUCUGAGACACAUCGAUGGCCCACCUCCACCCAUUCCGACCACAGCCAUCUCACCUUGGGAGUCCCUCUUCGGGGACUACGAGAAGAGCUCAGACGAGGAAUCAGACUGA
Stereum hirsutum FP-91666 SS1 is the source of this 996-nucleotide messenger RNA. RefSeq names its product alpha/beta-hydrolase. Lineage: Eukaryota; Fungi; Basidiomycota; Agaricomycetes; Russulales; Stereaceae. The record is from RefSeq and is a predicted model, not a curated record. Bases 1 to 996 code for a protein of 331 amino acids. The transcript has 6 exons.